Messenger RNA from Microtus ochrogaster (prairie vole), 1059 nucleotides. RefSeq names its product OX-2 membrane glycoprotein-like. Lineage: Eukaryota; Metazoa; Chordata; Mammalia; Rodentia; Cricetidae. Gene Ontology annotation, cellular component: axon; cell surface; neuronal cell body. The transcript is spliced from 7 exons. The coding region runs from base 1 to 1059 and encodes 352 amino acids. Gene Ontology annotation, biological process: negative regulation of neuroinflammatory response; regulation of immune response; heterotypic cell-cell adhesion. Gene Ontology annotation, molecular function: cell-cell adhesion mediator activity. The record is from RefSeq and is a predicted model, not a curated record.
AUGAACUUUUCACUCCAUUGCCUUCUCCAUCUCUCAGUGCUUCAUAUCUGCACACGCGAAUCAGAGUCUUCACUGAGGAUAAAGCAUAACAAUUAUGAGAGAGCUAUCCUAGGGAGAAAUGUGACCAUCUUCUGCAACUUGACAAGUCUGGCGAAUGUUGAGCAAGUCACCUGGCAGAAAGUUCAAGGUCCAUUGCUUCAAAAUAUCGGCACUUACAGCCAUAAAUAUGGAGAAAAUAUUAUCCCACCAUAUGUGAACAGGCUGCACUGCAAGAUCCUGGAACCCAAUGCCUCCUUCAUAACCAUCCAAAAAGUGACAUUUGAAGAUGAAGCUUGCUACAAGUGUCUGUUUAACACCUUUCCAUAUGGCAGCCAUGGAGGACAAACCUGCCUUAACGUCCUAACUGUAUCUGAAUUAGCAACUGAACUCCAUCCUGUUCCUGGCUCUGAAGAUCUCCUUAGCCUUCACUGUUCAGCAGUGGGAAAGCCUGCUCCUGGAAUCUCCAUUUACCCUUCACAAGCCCUAGUGUCCAUGCGGGAAGAGUACUUUACCAAGAACCCAAAUAGCACAGUGACCAUCUCUAAAAUAAACAACAUCUCUUUGAAAACUGUUAGAUCCUUGGGCCUCCAGCACCUGGUUGUGUCCAUGACUCACCCCCUAGGAUAUGAAGAGAAGAUAGUUCCUCUGCCAGUAAAGCAAGAGGGGACCAGGAAUCAUGUUUCAAAUUGGAAGAAGACUGCAAUUGUAUUCAUUGUUCUGUUUUCAGUUUCAUGUAUCAUCCUUGGGACCUUUCUCUAUAUUAAUUUAAAAAAUAAAAGGCCCACAACCCUGGAAGAAGCCUACAACUCUACUGGAGGCUAUGCUGGUACCAAGGUGUUUUCUCACACCAACAGAAUCACCAAGUUUGUAGUUUGGAAAGCUUUCAUCAAGGACAAACGUAAAUUCAAGGCCAUUGCUCUUCUCUCCAAGUUUUCUCUUUUGCUGGCCCGACCACCUUCCAGCUGUACGAUGGACUGUAAUCUGGCGCCCUCUACUGCAGCAGAGAGGAAUGAGGAAUGA